Trifolium pratense (red clover) is the source of this 948-nucleotide messenger RNA. RefSeq lists its product as uncharacterized. The transcript has a single exon. The record is from RefSeq and is a predicted model, not a curated record. Bases 67 to 462 code for a protein of 131 amino acids. Lineage: Eukaryota; Viridiplantae; Streptophyta; Magnoliopsida; Fabales; Fabaceae.
GCGAAGAGGCUUGUGACUACUGCUCUAGUGGAAGCUGCAAGAAGAAGGGGUACUACCUAUAGGGUCAUGAAGGUUGCGACUCCAGGAAAGUUAACUAAUGUUGGCAGGAGGACUUUUCACGACGAUAUAAGUGUGAUCGUCGUGUUCUUGGACAACAAGACGCCGCUUAUCAAGAAGCACAUACAUGAUCUUUCCUACAGAGGCUCAACUGAUGGGAGUCAACCAUCGGGCUUUGCACUGUCUGCAUUAACUGUUGCGGAAUCGCACUCAUUUACGGGGGAUCUUAAGAAAAGUUUCAAAAAACGGUUUAAGGGAUCAACCUCGAAGGGUCAGAGCUCUAGGGCUCCUGAGGGUCUGCACCUUCUUGAUAUGGAAGAGACCUCUGGGAAUCAGACUGAGAGCUCUAAGGGAAAAAGCCUUUGGGACCCUCUGAGAAAGCAUCUGAAAUGGAAGAAGCGUUAAACCGAAGAAUGUGAAAACUGUUUAGAGAUCUGUUAACUCUACUGGUUGAGUGAUUUUUUUUCCUUUUACUGCAUCAAAUUGGAUUGUAGAAGUUUCAAUUUUCUGUGAUACAUUGAUUUUUCCUCAGUUUUUUAGGCAUCAUACAAAUUUUAAUAAGUGUCCUGGAGUUUAUGUGACACAAGGAUUAUGCUUGGAACUAUAUAUAGCAAAUAAAAUUGUAUGAUUCAGUCUAGUUUUUGAAAUAAAAGUUAGAAAAUGUUCGGAAAUGUUUUAUACUGUGUUUUCAUAUCUGCCAUCUAUGUGAUGCAUGCAUGGUAUUAAAUAAUUGACUUGAUCCUUAGUACUAGUCUUAAUUCAUAAGGAUAUUCUUAACUAGCUAGAUAGAUACUAUUACAUAACCAUUUUUAUAGGUCAUGUAUUUCAGUAUAAGGGGGUUAGUCUCCUGCAAUGUGACUAAUCAAAGUUUGAUAUAUCCGUUCCGAGAGG